GGCCCACAGAUCACUCAGUCGACGCCUAAAAUUCAAAGUGUGAAUUUACAAUAACGGGAAUAUUUGAAAUUGUCUCUAUUGUGUUUGUGUUUAUAAUUUCGUUGAGCCGAUGACUGAUACCAUGUCGACACAGGAACUCAGCCCUAUUUCUGAAUGUGGGGACACAUCAAUGGAGCUAGUCCACGUGAAUCACUGCAAUCUCCCUGCGAAAAUCCCAAAAGUGAGUGUUCUCCCCGAGGGCACCUCCUACGCAUUUCCCACUACCCUCCUAACAGACCUGAUUGUCGCCGUGAUGAAUAGCUCCGACGAGACCGAGCAAUUUUACGCAGCCCAGGCGUGUAGACAGCUCCUGGACUGCUACGCAGAGGAUCCACCCAUAGACAUGCUGAUCUCCAAAGGCAUCGUCUCCCGUUGCAUCGACUUUUUGUCUACCCAUCACAACCCAGCCCUUCAGUUCGAGUGCCUCUGGACAUUGACCAAUAUCACCGCAGGUACAUCCGAACAGACGAUGUACGUCGUCAACCACAAUACCAUCCCCAAUCUGGUGGAACUCUUGAGGUCUCCAGUCCCCGAGUUAGCUGAACAGGCAGCCUGGACCCUGGGUAACAUCGCCGGAGACAGUCCUGAGGCUCGUGACAGAGUCCUGAACUUCAACUGCAUGCCUCUCUUGCUGAGGCUGAUCAAACCAGAGACAUCAGUAGCAUUCACCAGAAACAUCAUCAGAACAAUUACCAAUUUGUGCAGACACGACAUCUCUCCACCUCCCUUCUCAGUUGUAAGGAUGGCUAUGCCAGUUCUCACCAACCUUCUCCAGAGAGAGGACCCUGACAUCACUGCUGACGCAACCAUGGCUCUGUCCUACAUCAAUGAGGGCUUCGAGAGUUGGAUGGAGGGUGUCCAGAAUACCCUGGAGGAAUUUCAACUCUUCUUUUCAAUCAUCUUUUACGCCGCCAUUUUCUAUGUCUGGGUUCUCUCGUGCUUCGAGAAAGUCACUCCGACAGAAGUUAGAGCAAAUUAUUCGACUCCUGCAGCCGCCUUUCCAGGACUAGAUGUCUUACAGGGAAUUAGGGGUCAUGACGCAAAAUUUUAAUGAGAUUUUUAGAGGUUAUGAAUGAAGGAUUUUCAUUUACUCUCAAUAGGUAGUUUGAUUCAGAAUGUCAUCGAGAGGGGUUGAAAAGAAUUUUUAUGGAAAUAAUUUAAAGAUGUCAACGUGCUGUUGAAUUAAUUUUUUUACUAGACAAAUUCAUGUUUUAAUUCAAGAUUUGUUGUAAAAUAUAUUUCUCUUUUGUGAGUGAAUUUAUCAUAUUUAUGGGGGGCUGAGAACUACAUUUCAUUAGCUGUAAAUGAAUUUUAAUUAGAUGAGGAAUAUCAUCGAAAGCAUUGAGCAGAGGAUUGUCAUGUAAAUGAUUGCAAGUUAAUGACGAAAUAAUAAAUCCUUUGGAAACCAAAUUUUUAUUCUUAACGUAAAUUUAAUUGAUAGUAUUUGUACUUGUUUAUGAAAUUCUUUUCAAUGAAUAAAUAAAUUCCCAUUGAAUAAA
Messenger RNA from Diachasmimorpha longicaudata, 1538 nucleotides. Its product is annotated as importin subunit alpha-like. Gene Ontology annotation, biological process: NLS-bearing protein import into nucleus. The transcript is spliced from 2 exons. The record is from RefSeq and is a predicted model, not a curated record. Bases 110 to 1090 code for a protein of 326 amino acids. NCBI's taxonomy places the organism in Eukaryota, Metazoa, Arthropoda, Insecta, Hymenoptera, Braconidae. Gene Ontology annotation, molecular function: protein binding; nuclear import signal receptor activity. Gene Ontology annotation, cellular component: nucleus.